UUUUAUGCAAAUGUGGGGCCAUUGUUAUUUUGAGGAAGUAAAGACCUUAGGUCACAGUUUAGCAUUUACCUGGAAUAGAUUUAACAAGAUAUAGGUCAGCUUUUUACGUUUACUUGCCAUUAAACUGUCUUUCGUAACGGCUUAUUUUUUGCACAAGUAUGGCUUCUCAAACCAACCGAAGACUAAAUGCUAACGAUAACAAAGAGUUGCGCGACCAACACCCUGCAGGAGACAUAGUCAUAUCAGGUAUGGCUGGACGCUUCCCCGAAUCCGACAACAUCUACCAAUACAGAGACAAUUUGGCGAACAAGGUGGAUAUAAUGACCGCCGAUGGAAGACGAUGGCCCGUCAACCAUCCGGAAAUACCCAGUCGAUCGGGAAAGAUUAACUUUAUCGAAAAAUUCGAUUCGGGUUUCUUCGGAAUACACAGCGCGCAAGUCGACACCAUGGAUCCCGUUGCUCGGAUACUACUCGAAAGGACGAUCGAGGCCAUCUUGGACGCCGGAUAUCGUCCCGAAGAGCUGAAGGGAACGCGGACCGGCGUUUUCGUCGCCAUAUGCGAGACGGAAACGGAAGAGAUUUUGUUUUACCCAAACUUGACGUCGCCUAAUUAUGGAGUGACUGGUUGCACCCGAUCAAUGCAUCCCAGCUGGAUAAGUCACGUCUUGCAUCUCGAAGGGCCGUGCGCUUCCAUCGAUAGUGCGUGCAGUAGUUCCUUAACCGCGAUCGAUCGGGCAUUUAAUGAGAUGAGAGCGGGGAAUUGUGACGCGGCAAUUGUCGCAGCUGGCCAUUUGACCUUGAAACCAAAGGUUGCACUACAGUUCGCCAGGCUGGGAGUACUGAGCAGUGAUGGCCGUUGCAAGUCGUUCGACGAAGCCGCCGAUGGUUACGCACGUACCGAGGCAGUUUCUGCAAUCUUUCUACAAAAUACAAACGAGGCUAGGCGCAUUUACGCCAGUAUCAUUAACGUAAAAACGGGCUCUGACGGAUACAAAGAGCUCGGAAUUACGCACCCUUCGGGAAUGGGUCAGAAAGUGUGUUUGGAUGACUUAUAUCGAGAAUGCGGCGUUCAACCGUCAACCGUAGAUUUCGUAGAAGCGCACGCUACCGGCACCAAGGUAGGAGACCCCGAGGAGUUGUACGCCGUGGACUCCGUAUUUUGCACCGGGCGUCAGGAGCUGCUCUAUGUGGGAUCUUGUAAGUCCAACAUUGGUCACGGAGAAACAACAUCUGGACUAUGUUCUAUUGUAAAGGUACUUUUGAGCAUGGAGGGGGACAUUCUUCUGCCAAACAUUCACUUUUCCAAAAGCAACAUCGAUGCGAUCGUAGAGGGUCGAAUGGCCGUCGUGACCGACGUGAUCCCGUGGCCGAAGGAACAGUCUGGUUUGGUGGCAAUUAGCAACUUUGGAAUUGGGGGAGCCAAUGCUCACAUUCUCUUGAAGCGUCACAAGAAGGUGAAGGUAAAUGGUGGAAUGCCAGAGGAUGACCUGCCAAGGCUAGUCUGCUUCAGUGGACGUACUGAGGAGGCCAUUGACACUUUUAUCGCGGAUUUAGAGCACAGGAAACUAGACGCGGAGUUUCUACGAUUGUUGCACGAAAUUUUUAGUAAACCAAUGGAUGCUCACUUACAUCGAGGAUUUGCAAUAGUGACGAAGUUGGGAAUUACGGAACGAUCGAAGAGUUGGAAUGACGGACGAAUGGUUCCACUUUCCUUGGUAUUUGGUGGCCCUAAUUCAGUACUGAUCAAUUACUGUCAUUCACUCCAGAAGUUUCCAAUCUACGCUCGAACCCUAAAGAGGAUCUUAACGGUAGUAAAUUCUUCCACACUUGAUCUGAGCAAGCUUUUGAAAAGCGAGUGGCAAGAUUCUCAGCCUGAUUUGGUACUAGCCACUGUACUGUGCCAGUUGAUUUUAGCGGAGUUUAUGAAGCGCCUGAAGUUGAGUGUGGAAAUUGUGGUCGGGUAUUCCACCGGCGAGGUUGCCGCAGGGUAUAUGACUGACUCGUUGAGCUUCAAAGAGGCAGUGGUGGUUGCUUACCACCUAAGCGAAUGUCUUAGAAGGUUCGACUACAACACCGACUUCGUUGGAUAUUUAAGAAAACCAGACAUGCGGACGGAAGUAACGGUCACCUACCUCAAACACCAGCUGGCUACAGACUUGGAGAAACGUUUGAAGUCACUUGUGCACUUUCCCAAGAAGCGAUCUUCCGAAUGGAUUUCGGCCCAUAACGUAUCAAACUGGGACUUCUCACCAGAGUUUUUAAUUUCCUCCAUGUUUACUCCCGUCCGAGAUCUCAAAUCAAAGCUUCGAUUUUUUGUUUUGCACGCAGAAGAAGACCUGUCCAUUAUUGGAGAUAUUUCGAUUGGUCCUCAGAUACGAAUGGCGCCAGACCAACAUUUCCUCAACACUCUGGGCAAACUUUACGAGUCUGGCUACUGCAUGAAACUUUCCGAAUUGUAUCCACAAGUUUCCUGGCCCGUAAGUGUGAAUACUCCAUCGAUUUCACCUUUAAUCCAAUGGAACUACGAGGACAAUUGGUUUGUGGCGUUCGGUAGCCUAAAUCGCAACGCGCAUAUGGGCGAACAGAGGGUUUUACUGCAAGUUAAAGAUAAAAAUUGGGAAUUUAUGAAUGGACACGUCAUUGACGGCAGAAAUUUGGUGCCGGCGACCGGGUAUUUGAAUAUGGUCUGGGAACACUAUCUGGCGAUGCUGCAGCGAGACUUGCUUGAUUUGCAUGUAAUUUUUGAAGAUGUGCGGUUUCACAGAGCGACGCAUUUAACUAAAGAAGACGUGGUAAAUCUAUGUGUGUCAAUUCAAAGGACAACUGGAGCUUUUGAGGUGGCCGAAAUAGGGCAAGUCAUCGUCAGCGGAAAAAUUCGCACAGUAAAAACGAGAGACUCGCAUGCGUUGGGCGUUGCCACUUCGAUCAAUUCCUCGCCCCAACAACAAUUGUCCAAAAACGAUUUUUACAAAGUACUGAAGAUGAGAGGUUACAACUACAGUGGAUUGUUUCGUGGUAUCGAAUCGUGCGACUUGGAUGGUCGGAAAGCUACGAUCGAAUGGGCCGAGAACUGGACGGCCUUCAUGGAUAACUUGUUGCAAGUCAAAAUACUGGAAAAGGACACGGAAAGUCUUUACGUCCCUAUCCACAUCGAACGGAUAAUGAUUCAUCCUGGUAUCCAUCAGGAAUUGGUGGCCAAUGGUAAACUACCGGUGUCUGUAUCAGGUGACGCCGAUACUGUUAGUUCUGGUGGCGUCGAAGUAAAAGGCCUAACAAUAAAUGCAAUUUCAAAACGAAAACUACUCUGUGAGCCAGUUUUAGAAGAAUAUAGGCUUGUACCAUACGAGGGACGUUUAGAUUUAACAGAAGCUCUAAGAGUGAACGCUCAGAUUAUUUUGGAGAAUACGACCAGAGACUGGUUCAAUUCUCUCGAAGUAAUGGACGAUGCUCAAGGGUUGGUGCCAAUCACACCAAUACUACAGCAAGCGUUAGAAGACGAGCCUUUAACACGGCCCCAUUUGGUUAUACUCUCCAAUCGAGAAUUUGAAUUCAAAAACAUCGAAGUGAAAGACCAGAAUCUUUUUGAGCAACCCAAUGAUCACGUGUUGGUGAUAAUAUCAAACGCUCUUCAACGCCCUCUGGUACUCAAAGAAUCAUUGACUGUGCUGAAAGAAGGUGGGUUUUUACUAUCGCGAGAAGAUGCCGACUAUCACCACAACCCAGAGAAUACACGAGACGUUGAUAUAAUAAGCGUCUACGGGACGGAAAUCGAAACCUUGGUUUUGCUCCGAAAGCAGACGCCGAGGUCUGAUCUGUCCAUUGUCGACUUAAGCAACGUGGAGAGCUCCGCGUGGUUGCCCAUUCUCCAAGCCGUGGUUCAAGAUGAUAACAAUAUCAUGUUGGUUGUUCAGGACGAUUCGAGUAGCGGAGUGAUGGGGCUUGCAAACUGUCUCAGAGAUGAACCCUACUCGUCAAAAAUACUUUGCACGUACAUUAUGGACGAAGCACCCGCCUUUGAUCCGAAUGACCAGUUCUACGCCAAUCAGCUGAAGAAGAAGUUGACAAUGAACGUGUAUAAGGAUGGAAAGUGGGGCACUUACCGCCAUCUACUGCUUAAAAAUUCUAAGUUGGUGCAACGCGAGCAUGUGUUCACUCGGGCAUUUACCACCGGGGACCUUUCCAGUUUGAAAUGGGCCGAGGGGCCGCUAAAAACCGACGACAUAGUUCCCCUAGAAGAACGGUUGGUUAAAAUUCAUUAUGCCGCCAUUAAUUUCAAGGACAUAAUGAGUGCGUCUGGACGUCUCAAGGCUGACUUCACUGUAACGGGUCGCCUGCAGCAGCAAACUCUGCAAGGCGUAGAAUUUUCUGGACAAUUAGUCACCGGUCAAACUGUGAUGGGUGUGGUAAGAUCAGGUGCACUAUCCACCAUGGUGUUAACUAAUGCCUCUCUGGUGUUGCCGGUACCAGAAGGUUGGUCCGUAGAGGAGGCUGCUACUGCAAAUGUAACUUACAUCACCGUUCUUAUGGGUUUGGAAGAUGAAGCUCGCAUAAAAAACGGGCAAAGCAUUUUGAUUCAUUCUGCAACCGGGGGCGUCGGACUAUCGGCCCUGAACGUGGCCCUCUAUUACGAAUGCGAAAUUUUCGUAACCGUCGGCACGCAAGAGAAACGCGACUACAUUCGACAAAACUUUCCCCAGAUACCAGAUAACCACAUCGGUAACUCGCGCGACACCUCGUUCGAAUACAUGAUCUUAAAGGCGACGAAGGGACGCGGUGUCGACGUGGUGCUCAACUCCUUGUCGGAAGAUAAACUCACAACAUCUCUCCGGUGUUUAGCUCGCGGAGGAAGAUUUAUAGAGAUUGGCAAAUUUGAUAUGCAAACUAACAAUAAGUUCAGGUACGAGGUGCUCGCCAAGGGUUGCAGUGUUCGUAGUGUAAUUCUGGACAAGUUUCUCGAUGAAACUCCAUCGCGACAAAAGCCUGUCCUGGAUUUGCUACUGAAAGGUCUAGAUAAAGGCAUUGUAAAGCCCUUACCUCGCACGGUGUUCGAAGUGGAAGACAUCGAACAAGCUUUCCGGUUCAUGAGCAGCGGCAAGCACAUUGGAAAAGUUCUUGUAAAAAUCAAUGAGGAGGGGCAGUCCCCUUUGCUUUACGGAAUCCCACGGUUCUACGGUAGUGCCCAUCACUGCACGAUAAUAGUCGGUGGGUUGGGAGGGUUUGGUUUGGAGUUGGCCGACUGGUUGGUGCUCAGAGGAGUGAGAAAGUUAAUUUUGGUAUCCAGAUCUGGUGUAAGAAAUGGCUACCAAGCAGCAAAGAUAGCGAGCUGGAAGGGGUACGGUGUAACUGUUUUGGUUUCCACAGAGGACGCCGCCACAAGGGAUGGGUGUGUAGAGCUGUUAAAGACAGGAAAUCAGCUAGGCCCGGUUGAGUCAAUAUUUAACCUAGCACUUAUCCUGAGGGAUGCUAUUUUCGAGAAUCAGUCAGUGGAAAAGUUUGAAGCCGUCUUUCGUCCAAAGGUACACGUGACCAAAUUAAUGGAUGAGCUAUCGAGGAAAAUGUGUCCAGAGUUAAGGCAGUUUGUUGUGUUUUCAUCGGUGGCGUGUGGAAGAGGUAACGCUGGGCAGACUAAUUACGGUAUGGCAAAUUCGAUUAUGGAGAGGAUAUGCGAGAAGAGAAAGAAAGAAGGGUAUCCAGGGUUAGCGAUCCAGUGGGGAGCGGUUGGAGAGGUGGGAUAUGUGGCUGAUAAGAAUCCAGAGAUUGAAGUUCGAGGAACAUUGCAACAAAGGAUUUCGUCUUGCUUAGGAGUUUUGGACAAUUUUUUGACUCAAGACGAGCCUGUGGUUUCGAGUAUUGUAAUCGCUCAAAAAAAUGAAGACGGCAUUGGUUCGCCGAAAAUCGUUGAUACUGUCAUGAACAUAAUGGGCGUAACGGAUCUAAAACUUGUCGGGAUUCAUAUCUCAUUCUCACAAAUGGGUAUGGACUCAAUCAUGGCUGUGGAAAUUAAGCAAACCAUAGAACGUGAACUUAAUAUCAAUAUCAGCGCUCGAGAUCUACGUCAACUGACUUUUGCCAAAUUACAAGAAAUGACAAAUGAAAAAUCGUCGGUGGACGAACCCUCCUCCGUUAGUGCAAGUCCAUUUGAAGACUUCUAUCUCUUUACUCCAAACGAAGACCUAGAUGAAAAUCCUCCUAUUGUCAGAAUGAAAAGCUUGGUGUGCGAGACUGAGACUGCACCCAGCGUCUUUCUGCUUCCUGGAAUAAACGGCACUUCUGCAAUGCUAGAAACGUUAGCUGCAAAUUUAAGCUAUCACGUAUAUUGCUUACAAUACGACGACAAUACCCACACCAUUGAGGGACUGUCAGAAAACAUGCUUCACGUCAUCUUGGACUUCGUUUCCCAUCAAGCUCCAUUUACAGUUAUUGCGCACUCAUUCGGCUGCACCGUUGCGUUACAAAUGGUCUCUCUUCUAGAAAGAAAAGGCUACAAAGGACAGCUGUUUCUGAUCGAUGGGUCUCACAACACCGCCAGAAGAGUACUAACUGGCUACUUGCCAAACGUGGACGACGAAAACUUAUUUCAGAGUUACGUUCUUACAGGUUUAGCAAAGGCAUCUAUUCCUUUUGGCAAUUUAAUGAGUGUCGUGAAUAAUCUCCUUCAGUGUGAUGAUUUAGAGAACCGAAUUGAUUUACUACUAAAGCUUUCGUCAGCCAGUAUAGAUGAAGUGAGUAAUCGUCGAAAGAGGCUUUUAAUGAAUUAUGAACGCAUUAAAAGCGGCGUUUGGUAUGAUCCCAAAUUCGAAAAGAUAAAAUCGGCGGUGACCUUUAUUAAUCCGACCCAGUCAGCCUUAAGAGAAACUGUCCAAGGAUACGAUCUCGAGGAUCUUUGCGAAAAUCCGAUUUCCGUUCAAACAUUUCAAGGUAAUCAUUUAACAAUUUUGAGAAAUAUCAAAAUGGCCGAGGCAAUUAAUCAGCUAAUUACGGAGUACAGUAACAGUGCGGUGUAAAAUUAGAUGGAGUAUGUGUUUUAUUGUAUAUAGUGACAUGUAACAUAUUUAGCUAUCUGCAUUCGUAGAAAUAUACGCUAUUGGAUAUGCAUCAUUCUGCUUUCAUCAUAAUAUGUCGCACAGUAACAUCUUGCAGCGUGCACCUAUUCAUGUUAUGUGCAACAACUUUAAUUUAAGAUGUGUAGGCUGUGACAUACAUUUUUGUAGAUUAAAAUGCAUUCUUAGUUAUAUAAGGGAUGAAUAUUUUAAUUUAAUUCGCGUUUUCAUUCUGUUUUUUGUUUUUUGCAUCUUUAUAACUUUAUAUCGGAUUCACUGAUGCAGUUUUCCUAAUUCGUAAAGUA
Messenger RNA from Photinus pyralis (common eastern firefly), 7345 nucleotides. RefSeq names its product fatty acid synthase-like. Gene Ontology annotation, biological process: fatty acid biosynthetic process. The record is from RefSeq and is a predicted model, not a curated record. The transcript has 26 exons. The coding region runs from base 159 to 7004 and encodes 2281 amino acids. Lineage: Eukaryota; Metazoa; Arthropoda; Insecta; Coleoptera; Lampyridae. Gene Ontology annotation, molecular function: 3-oxoacyl-[acyl-carrier-protein] synthase activity; oxidoreductase activity; phosphopantetheine binding.